AUGGGGAACACCGCAUCGACCGAAGAGAACCAGAGAUGGGUCCUGGAAAAGGUGCUUUUCUUCGAUCCCGAGACACGCCCCGAUCCCGAUGAAGCCUUUCAGGUGCGGGGGAGCGCGGGAUGUGUGAAGCGGUUCACGCCGAGCAACGCAAAGCUUUGCAACCGCAACUUCUUGAUUGGCCUGCAAAUCGAGGGCAAAAAACGCGAGUUCAUUCUGAAGCUACAGAACCAGCCCAGCUGUCGCAUGUUGCUUUGCGACAAGAGCGGAGAACCGCUGAAAGAAAUUCGCACCACGCGCAUCAAGUAUGUGCAGCGACAGAACAUGACCGUGGAAGUGUAUGUGAAGACGGAAAGAAAUGAGACAUCGUCGCUAUCGUUUGAGUUCGAGAACGCGAAGGAGUGCGACCUGUUCGCGGAGUUCCUCAAGAUGCUUUUUGGGAUCCAAGUUCACCACUUUGGGUUUCGCGACAUGAGCCAUGGCAACAAAAACAUGUUGGAAAACGCCGAUUUGGUGAGCUCGAGCGACUGGUCAGACAGCGACGAGGACGACUUUGACAAACGGCGACGAGCUCAGGAACGCGAACGCCGACAAAGACAACAGGCGCUGCAGAGAAGAACCGGCUGUCCACUGCAUGGAGACCAGCCGUGUCGUUGCACGAUUGAUCGUCCCUCAAUCGCGCAAUACGAUGACGCAUCGGCAUCUUCAGAAGACGAGAUUGCCGCCCGCCAGUCAAACAAAUUCCCCGUCGCCAUUGACGGGCUGUGCGAAUCAGGAGGCGUUCUGAAGAUGAAGGAUCUCGCCGCUCGCGUCUUGAACAAGGCGCCGCCGCGAGUUGUCGAGUGGUUUUUCUCCCACGAGCCUGGGAAGGACGUCUCGUUCUCGACAGUGCCUGAGAAGACGGGUCUCUCUACUCGAGUCGAGGAAAAAUACGUAGGGUAUUCGGUGCAGAUUCGCGUGGCGCGUCGCAUCGAAGGGACGACAGCCGCGAACCCCUUUGUCUACUCGGUCGCGUUCAAGGGCCCCAUCACAGUCAACUCUGAGACUGCCCGACGGAUGCUCGAAAUCUUAUCGGAGGUGGAGACGCCCCUCGACGUGACCAUGGCGAACGCGGACCUCCACACGCUGUUUGAGCUGCCGCCGAAAUCUGUUGAAGACACCAAGCCGUUCUUCGACUGCACUCUCACUCUUACGCGCAGUGGUGUCUCCUUCUCUGCCAGGGUUCGCGAGUAUUCAACGGCCUUGGAGCGCACCAUGCGGUGGGAGAACUUCUGUGUGACACGGCCAGAGGCGGACGAACUGGACUAUCGAGAAGACGACAUAACCAUGAUCUUCCAUGUCCUGAAUUUCAGUGCUCAGGCGGGGGCGUACGAGGUGCAGUCUGUGACGAUGCGGCUGCCCUCUGAGAGCAUCCGCAAUGCGGUCUUCCACACGAUUAUCUUCUUCAGGCUGCAGAAGCGCGUCAUGCCAUUUGAGCGCUUCAGUCGCGACCUCGAGAUGGGCAACUUCACGCUGAUCAAGCAGCUUUAUGCGCGCCUCUGGGCGGACAACUCGUGGACCGACUACGUAACGCUAACGCCUCCGUCGGCUCGGUCGCCGCGCCCGCCUCCUGUGACGCGGCCGCUGUCCUCCUCGCCCGCGCGUCAUGCGGCGUCUCCGGCGCAGGCCCGGCCGCCGCGCCAGCAGACGUGGAGGGCGCCGCCGCCCCAGGCGAUUGCGUUGGAGGCGCAUGCGCCGGAGACCAUUCCGGCCCCUGCAGCCGCGGGCGACGACGAGGUCCAGUCGCAAGAGCUAGAAGCCCUCGCGGCGGACCCAGACGCGGGCGCCGCCGCAGCCGACACGCCGUCGCUAGCGCCGCCUCCCCCGGCCGGGGCGGCAGGCCGCCGAGCGGGGAAGCCGCCGCCCCCGAAGCGCGACUACAAUUACUUUGCGCAAGUAUACGCGCAGGGAAGCAGCAUUCAAAACAGCGGGAUCUUUGAUGUGAAUCCGAAUCCUAAGAAGCCGUAG
This is a messenger RNA of Besnoitia besnoiti, 2004 nucleotides long. RefSeq lists its product as uncharacterized. Lineage: Eukaryota; Apicomplexa; Conoidasida; Eucoccidiorida; Sarcocystidae. The record is from RefSeq and is a predicted model, not a curated record. Bases 1 to 2004 code for a protein of 667 amino acids. The transcript has 13 exons.